AUGUUGGAAGGAAAGUUUGAUGAAUCCACCUUGCUAAAGAAAAUCGUUGACGCCAUCAAGGAUUCCGUCAAGUUGUGCAACUUCAAUUGCACCGAGCACGGCAUCACUCUUCAGGCGGUUGACGAUUCGCGUGUGUUGCUCGUGUCGUUGUUGGUUGGCCAGACUGCUUUCAGUGAGUACAGAUGUGAUCGAGACGUCACCUUGGGCAUAGAUUUGGAGAGCUUCAGCAAGAUCAUCAGGUGCGGUCAAAACGAAGACUAUUUGACAUUGUUGGCGGAGGACAGCCCCGACAGCGUCAUGACCAUAUUCGAAGAUAAAAGGAAGGAAAGAGUGAGUGAAUACAGCUUGAAGUUGAUGAAUAUCGACUCGGAGUUUUUGAAAAUAGACGAGAUGGACUACGAUUCCGUCAUCAACAUGCCCAGCAGCGAGUUCGCCAAAAUCGUGAGAGACUUGAAGAACUUGAGCGAAUCGUUAAACAUAAUCGUUACUAAGGACUCGGUCAAGUUCACAAGCGAAGGUGAAACCGGAAGCGGAAGUGUGGUGUUGAAGCCAUACACAGACAUGGACAAGCCCGACGAGAGCGUCACCGUGCAUUUGGAUAAUCCCGUUGACUUGACUUUUGGUGCCAAGUACUUGAACGAUAUCAUCAAAGCCUCCAGUUUGUCGAGUGCAAUCACCAUCAAAUUGGCCGACAAGACUCCGGCCAUGUUUGAAUUCAAGUUGGAUGUCGGUGGUUAUUUAAGAUUCUACUUGGCUCCUAAAUUUGACGAAGACGAGUGA
This is a messenger RNA of Lodderomyces beijingensis, 780 nucleotides long. The record is from the annotation of a GenBank genome assembly. Lineage: Eukaryota; Fungi; Ascomycota; Pichiomycetes; Serinales; Debaryomycetaceae.